AUGCACAGCCUCGUCCUCCUGUGCGCCCGCCGCCUGCUCGGCCACCGGCCCGACGCCCGCCGCGCUCUGCCCUUCCUUCCCUCCGAGCUCUACCCCGUCCUGUUCCACGCGGCCUUCCUGGACGGCCGCGCGCUCGCCCUGCAGGACCUGGUCACCUCCUGGCCCUUCCCCGUGCUCAGCUUCCGGUGCCUGCUGGGCCGCUGCAGGCACCCCCGGCACCGCGCCCACCGCGCGCCCCCCGACAAGCUCUGCGUCCAGGCCGUGCUCGCCGCCGUGGUGGCCACCGUACGGAGGGCGCUGGAGGAGGCACAGCAAGGGCCCAGGUAUGGGGGUGCCCUGGGGCUCUGGUUCCAUGGGGUGGUGGUGGUGGUCAAUGGUGGACUACAGUGCCACCUGCGGGUGUUGGACAUGACCGGGCUCCAGGACCACGACAGCCCCAGCGACCGCGGGCCGGAAGGGCUGAGCCUGUGGUCCGGCACAGUGGCAUUGGCCAAAGCUUGCCUCGAGGUGGCCAAACACCAAAGGGAAGUGCAGAAACGCCAUCCCUCGGGAAGCUCCUCCCCACCCCAUCCCAUGGGCGUGGAGAUCCGCGCCGACCUCUUCGUCAACAGCACGUCCUGCGGCGUGCUCCGGGAUGCUCUGCUGGCCGGGGGCACCGCGCUGCGGCUCCGCUGCCGGGAUCUCCACACCGAGGAGCUGUCGGCGAGCGGGAUCGUGGCGCUGUUGGAAUGCCUGGAUGCCGGCGGCGUGCGCCGCGUGGAGCUGCGCUUCAACAACCUGGGGCUGGCCGGGCUCUGCACCGUGGUGCCGCGGCUCAGCCGGUUCCAGGAUCUGCUCAGCCUCAAGCUGCCCUACAGCAACGUGGACGUGCGGCACCACGCGGCCGGAGCCGAUGCCGGGUUCCGGCGCCUUUCCACGCACCUCGGGAAGCUCCGGGCGCUCCGGGAGCUCAAUUUGGGAUCGUCGAGGUUGUCCGGGAAGCUCAGGCAGCUGCUGCGGAACCUGGAAGCUCCUCUGGAAAGCCUGGAACUGGCCUUCUGCUACCUCCUUCCCGGCGACCUCACCUUCCUCUCCCAAAGCAUCCAUGCUCCAGCCCUGAAGAAGCUGGACUUGAGCGGCCACCCCUUCACCGAGAGCCUUCUCCAACCUCUCUGCUCCCUCUUGGAGAACUCCUCCUCCCUCCUGCACCUGGACCUCAUGGAAUGCCAACUCACCGACUCCCGCUUGGAAGCCCUUCUCCCCUCUCUGUGCCGUUGCUCCCUCCUCCGAUGCUUGGGCCUCUUUGGCAACCCCUUGUCCACAACGGGCCUCAAGACCUUGCUCCAGCGAACCUCCGUCCUGCAGGACCUCUGCCUCGUGGUCUACCCAUACCCCGUGGACUGCUACAGAUGGGACACACCACAGCCACCAGUAGCAUCCAUUGGGAUGCCCGAGGAUGCUCUGGAUGAGGAGCGCUUCACCGCUGUCAGCGCCGAGCUCUGCCGCAUGCUGGCGAGCGCCGGCAGGGACAACGCCACGUGGACCGCCAACCUCUGCCGCCACGGCACCCUCGACUACUUCACCUUGGCAGAGCUUCAGCCCACCCCGCAGCGCUGGUGA
Molecule: messenger RNA, 1599 nt
Organism: Neopsephotus bourkii (Bourke's parrot)
Lineage: Eukaryota; Metazoa; Chordata; Aves; Psittaciformes; Psittacidae
Product: leucine-rich repeat-containing protein 14-like
Exons: 3
Coding region: 1-1599 (532 amino acids)
Cellular component (GO): cytoplasm
Molecular function (GO): protein binding
Source: RefSeq, a predicted model, not a curated record